Prunus mume (Japanese apricot) is the source of this 2673-nucleotide messenger RNA. The record is from RefSeq and is a predicted model, not a curated record. Lineage: Eukaryota; Viridiplantae; Streptophyta; Magnoliopsida; Rosales; Rosaceae.
AAAGCUUGGAACAUAACAUUAACUCCUCAAACCACCAUGGAAGGAGGACUUUUCUCUGCUCACAAGCCUACUUUUCUUCUUCUUCUCCUUCAUAUUUUCCUGCUUGCUCUGCUUCCAUUCAAGGCCAUUUCAUCACCAAAAACACAGGCAGAAGCUUUGCUAACUUGGAAGAACACCUUUGCUUCUGCACCACCUUCUCUCCCUUCAUGGUCCCUCACUAACCUCAACAAUCUUUGCAACUGGUAUGCCAUUGUUUGUGACCAGAACAGCGAACAAGUUUCCCAAAUUGACCUCUCCAACUUCAACAUCGCUGCAACGCUAACCCAUUUCAACUUCACCCCAUUUCUCAAUCUCACCCAAUUCAACCUAUCUGGCAACUAUUUCACAGGGCAUGUGCCAUCUGCCAUUGGCAAACUCUCCAAGCUCACAACUUUGGACUUGGGCAACAACUUUUUCGAUCAAGAAAUACCUGUGGAGAUAGGCAAGUUAACAGAGCUCAAGUAUCUGAGUUUCUUCAACAACACUCUCACUGGUGUAAUUCCCUCUGAGCUGAGCAAUCUCCAAAAGGUGCAGUUUUUGAUUCUUGGAGCCAACUACAACUUACAAACUCCUGACUGGUCUAAAUUUUCAGGCAUGCCUUCUUUGACAUACCUUGAUUUGUCAAGCCGUCUUGAUUCAGAAUUCCCAGAAUUUGUAUCUAAAUGUUUGAACUUGACAUUCCUGGACUUGUCUGAAAAUUUCUUUACUGGCCAAAUACCACAACAAGUAUUUACCAAUCUGAGCAAGCUUGAAUAUCUCAAUCUCACCAACAACCAAUUCCAAGGACCACUGCCAUCAAACUUUCCCAAGCUUAAACACCUUCAUUUAGCACAAAACAACUUCAGUGGUGCCAUUCCUGAAGCUAUUGGUUUGAUAUCUGGUCUUCAGCGUAUUGACUUGGCUUGGAAUUCCCUUGAAGGGCCAAUUCCAUCCUCCAUAGGCCAACUCAGGGAGCUUAAAUACCUUGAUCUUAGAGAGAAUUCCUUAAACUCUUUAAUCCCUUCUGAGCUUGGUCUUUGUACCAGCCUCACCUACUUGGACCUGACUUCCAAUCACCUUGAAGGGAAAAUUCCGCCUUCUAUAGGCCAACUCAGAGAGCUCCAGCACCUUGAUCUUAGAGAGAAUUCCUUAAACUCUUCAAUCCCGUCAGAUAUAGGAAGAUUAUCACAUUUGAUAAGCUUGGAUCUUUCGGGAAACCACCUCUCUGGGUCAAUUCCUCCAACACUAAGCAACCUUUCAAAUAUUCAGAUCUUAAAUCUUUCCAACAACAAUCUCAAUGGCCCAUUCCCGCCAGAGAUUUGUGCCCUCUACAUGAUAGAUUUGUCUAAUAACAAUUUGACACAGGAAAUCCAAAAAGCCCCCGACGAUACUUUUGUUGGAAACUCUGGCUGGUGUGGAGAUGCUAGGGGCCUAACUAGAGCGCGCAAUUCCAAAAAAAAUAACAACGAAGUUAUAAUUGUUGUCCUUGUACCUGUUUGGGGUUUAUCAGUGGUUGCAACUACAAUUGCUCUGAUUCUUAUGUUCCAUAAGAAAACCAAGCGUGUUCUUAAGAAAAUCAAUAGUGCUCAAAACUUUGAGAAUUUUGAGUCAAUGAUAUUGCAAGAAGAAGUAAAAUUUACGUUUGGGGAAGUUGUAAAGGCCAUAGACGAUUUUCAUGAGAAGUACUGUAUUGGAAAAGGAGGAUUUGGAAGAGUAUACAAGGCAGAGUUGCUAUCAGGUCAAGCUGUUGCAGUUAAGAGGCUUAACACGUCAGACUCUAACGACAUUCCAGCAAUCAAUCUCCAAAGUUUUGAGAAUGAAAUCCGAACUCUGACAAAUAUCCGGCAUAGGAACAUCAUUCGGCUAUAUGGGUUCUGUUCAAGGAGGGGAUGCAUCUUCUUGCUUUAUGAAUAUUUAGAAAGAGGCAGCCUGGGAAAGGCAUUGUAUGGGGUUGAUGGGGUAAUUGAACUUGGAUGGGCUACAAGGGUCAAAGUUGUGAAAGGAUUAGGUCAUGCACUUUCUUACUUGCACCACGACUGCUCUCCACCAAUUGUGCACCGUGAUGUAACUGUCAACAAUGUGUUGCUCGAGUCAGAUUUCGAAGCCCGACUUUCUGAUUUUGGAACAGCAAGACUGAUUAGUGCCAAUUCGUCCAACUGGACCCAUAUCGUUGGCUCAUUUGGCUACAUGGCACCAGAGCUUGCAUUGACAAUGCGAGUCACGGAUAAGUGUGAUGUGUAUAGCUUUGGAGUGGUGGCGCUGGAAGUUAUGAUGGGAAGGCACCCAGGGGAUCUGCUAGAAUCCCAGCUUUCUGAAUCAUCACAAUCAAUGAAGGAGGACAAUGCAGAGUUGCUUUUGAAGGAUUUGUUAGACCAAAGGCUGGAGGCUCCAAGAAAUGAAUUGGCAAAGGCAGUGGUGCUUGUGAUGAGUUUAGCCUUGACUUGUAUACGUACGCGUCCCGGGUCUCGGCCUACAAUGCUUUAUGUAGCACAAAAACUAUCAGUUCAAAGUCUGCCUUCCCUUCCUUUACCAUUUGGCAUGCUAACCAUCAACAAGCUGAUGGGGAUAUAAAACUAGAAGGAAAAAAAAUAAAACUAGUUACAUAAUUUAUGUUAUCUAUUUUAGAAGAAAAUCACAUUUUUGUUACAUAAUUUA